CAGGUCAUUGCCGACUAAUACAGGUCAAACACAUCUUGUAGACUUAAGUGUAGGGUUGGUUGACUUCUACCAUGCCAAGUGGUAUGCACAUUGAUGAAAAUGGAGGGGACCAGAAUAAGAAAAAUGCAUCUAGGCUGUACCUGGUGAUUGGCUUGAGUGUUGCUGUGAUAUCACUAAGUAUCCUAGGGAUAGGAAUAGGGAUUGGGUACGGGAUUUGGAAUGAUGCUUCUAUUCCUCAAGCAACUCCCGAGACGCAGAAAACAACGGAGCCUACUAAACCAUCUUGGACAUCAGGUUCAGACAUUCCUAACAAGCCAACUACGCCACAGACAACACCAAAACCAGCUAAGCAUUGGAUUGAUACUCCUUGUAUUUCAGGAUCUCAACCCAGAUGUCCACCAGGUGUUGACAAACCUCCAUUGAUACUAGUUUCUUUAGAUGGAUUCAGAGCAGAUCUUCUCUAUAGAGAAUUUACUCCUCACAUAAAAAGACUCAGUGACUGUGGAGUACAUACACCCUACAUGCUACCAGUGUUCCCGACAGUAACAUUUUCAAACCACUAUGCCAUUGCUACGGGUUUGUUUCCUGAACACAAUGGUCUGAUAAGUAACGCCAUGUAUGACCCGGUGUUAGAGAAAUGGUAUUAUUUGAGCACUGAAGAGAAGUAUAAAAACGACUGGUACUGGGGAGAACCGAUUUGGAAUACAGCCAUGAAGCAAGGGCUACGGACUGGAUGUUACUUCUGGGUUGGAUCUGAUGUAGAUGUACAGGAUAUGCGACCAAACUAUUAUUUUCAAUACAACGGAGAUACUACAGCAGAACAAAAAAUUGAUACAAUUCGUGGUUGGUUACAACUGCCAACUGGAAAGAGACCUGAUUUGAUAACUCUGUACUUUGAUGAACCUGAUAAGACGGGGCAUCAAUAUGGACCUGAUUCUGACGAGCAAAACAAAGCCCUUGAGAAGGUGGAUGGUUACAUUGGUGAUCUCAUGGACGCCUUGUUGGCAGUGGACAUGCAUGAAUGCGCUAGUAUCAUCAUUCUUGCUGAUCAUGGGAUGGCUAACAGAAGCUGUGAAGAUGCUGCAAUUAUAUUGGGUGAUCCCAAUGGUAAAUUUGAUUUUGAUUUCACUGAUUAUGACAGUGAUUACACAUCAGGCACCAUGAUGAGAUACACAUCUAAGCCUACAGCUGCCCUAAAGGAGCCAAGAGAGGUAGUUGACCGUUUAAAGUGCCGUGAUCCUGCAGCUAUUCCAUACGUGAAGCAAGACAUGCCUAAGAGAUUUCACUACAUGAAUAACAGACGGAUUGAGGAUAUUCUUAUACCUGUAGAGCAAGGCUAUACAAUCAGCAACAAUUUUACAACUGCCUGUAACGGUGCUGGACACGGGUAUGACAAUUUGGCUGUCAAAAUGCAGAGUCUGUUUCUUGCGUAUGGUCCAGUGUUCAAGGAGAAUCUGGCUAUAGAACCUUUCCAAAAUGUGGAACUCUUUAGUCUCAUGUGUGACAUCUUAGGACUGAGCCCACCAACAAAUGAUGGUGAAUAUGGAAGUCUUCAUCAUAUUCUUGAGAACCCACCUCCGCUUCCUCCGUCCAAUAAGGCUAAUUAUUCUGAAGCCCUCUCUUGUCCAUACCCCGGGUCUGAGCAGGAGUAUUCGGAUAGACUGCUUGACGAUAGCUCGCUGUGUGUUUGUCAGGAUAUGGUCUCGAAUGAAACCAACAAAACAAUCCAAGAGUUUGAUGAGCAGCUGAACUUGUCCGAUGAUGCAAAGUUGGCCUUAAAAUCUAAGCACGCAAUGUUUGGGAUGCCUGAAGUCUCCUUUAAGACAGAGUUUUGUGAGUUGUUCCAGCAAGACUACAUAACGGGUUACAGUCAUCAACUGAAGAUGCCAUUGUACACCACUUUCACCAUCGAUAAGAAGCAAUUGAGAGGUACUUCCCCAGACGUCAAUUGCGCUAUAAGACCAGAUGUUCGUGUUGGAGCGGACAUUACACCAAAAUGCUCGGACUACAACGUGACUGAUGAGGACUUUGCUAACAUUACUGUGGGCUUCUCCUACUCACCAGGAUUGACUGAGACACUGGAAGCCAAGAUGGACAGCCUCAUCAUUUCCAACAUGGUUCCACAGUUUGCAGGUUUUAUCCAAGAUAUUUGGAGUGGAUACCUGGAUGUUUAUCUUCCUAAGUGGGCCGAUAGCUACAAUGGAAUCAACGUUGUAACCGGGCCAAUCUUUGACUACGACUUUGAUGGUUUUAGAGAUCCAAUAGAAGUCUUAAUGCAAAAAGGGUUAAAGCUUCAGGACACCUUUAUCCCUACCCAUUAUUUCGUCGUGAUCACCAUGUGUUCAGACACACCCAGCUUACCACUCGACAAAAAUUGUUCCAAGCUCAACCCAUUGGCGUUCAUUCUUCAUAACAAAGAUGGAAUACAGACGUGUCAGAGUCCAUCAGACUAUAUGGAGACCAAUAUUGCCAGAGUCAAGGAUGUUGAACUACUAACUGGAUUGAAAUUCUACUCCAAUCUUGAUCCCUAUGCAGCGAUUCGUCUGAGAACGUUUAUUCAAGAGAGAAUCGAGUUCUUCAAAUAUUGGGAUAAGUAUUAAACUAAGUGUGCAAAAUAGGUGUGGUUUUAUUAGAAGUAAGAUUAAAAUAAAAUGAAGAAUUUGGGUUGAACAAAGAAAUAUUGACGAGAGCAGGAUUUGAACCAAUGACCUUCAGAUUAAUGUGCUGGUGGUGUACCAACUGAGCCUUAUGUUGGCAGUCUUCCUAUAUCUUUGGUCAGGGGUGCCAGUCAGAAGCAAGACAACUGUUAACUGUCAUGUAGCCAGGGAUCACACCCAGGUUUCUGAUUCAACCUGGGAAGCGGCAGCAGCGGGAUUACCUUAAGGGGUACGACUUAAGCUCAGAUAUAUAUCAAACAGAUUUUCAUUUACUCCUUUAGUUUUGAUCGGUAUUUUUAUGUUUCCUUUGUUCAUCAUUUAAUAAAAGGAUGAAUUGAAUAACUUUUACCUGUUUCUUUUGUUGGUUUUACUUUUUGUUAUUUAGCUCAUUCUUUUAUUAUUUUGGUGGAGGUAUCAGUCUUGGGUGUGAAACAAGUUGAAUCUUAUAUAUAAUUGGUUUCUCUUUGUGCAUGUAGUUCAAGACAGUGGACACUAUUGGUAAUUGUCGAAGACCAGUCUUCUCACUUGGUGCAUCUCAACAUAUG
Molecule: messenger RNA, 3202 nt
Organism: Asterias rubens (European starfish)
Lineage: Eukaryota; Metazoa; Echinodermata; Asteroidea; Forcipulatida; Asteriidae
Product: venom phosphodiesterase 2-like
Exons: 26
Coding region: 72-2600 (842 amino acids)
Molecular function (GO): metal ion binding; nucleic acid binding; hydrolase activity
Source: RefSeq, a predicted model, not a curated record